Messenger RNA from Paralichthys olivaceus (Japanese flounder), 4965 nucleotides. RefSeq names its product SLIT and NTRK-like family, member 4 (gene slitrk4). The record is from RefSeq and is a predicted model, not a curated record. Gene Ontology annotation, molecular function: protein binding. Gene Ontology annotation, cellular component: glutamatergic synapse; membrane. NCBI's taxonomy places the organism in Eukaryota, Metazoa, Chordata, Actinopteri, Pleuronectiformes, Paralichthyidae. Gene Ontology annotation, biological process: positive regulation of synapse assembly; axonogenesis; regulation of presynapse assembly.
UCCUCCACUGCAUCUCUCCUCCAGUUUGCUUGGCUGGGGUUGAUAACACAGCACAGCCCUACAUGGGGAUAUAGGGGCCCAGAGGAACCUUGUUGCGCCCCUGUCUGCGCUCUCACUUCGGCUGGGGAGGACCGUUCGCGCACGUCUCCAUCCAUGUCUCACCAGCGUUGCCCCGUGUCUCCAGAGGGAGCCGCAUCCAUCACCACCGCAGCUUUGGGUUACUAAAUGGUUUUCUGGGGGAGGAUUUCUAACCGGCGAGAUGCUGCUCAUACUCCUGCUGGCAGCCUUUUCUUCUUCUAUCUCCGGCUCCCUCUCCUCCUCCCUCUCCUCCCCCUCCAUGUCGGACGGACCCCCGAUGGCGGACCCGUCCACCUCGGACCUGAUGGCCGAGACCUGCAGCGCCUGCUCCUGCAUGUCUGUGGAGAAUGUGCUGUACGUCAAUUGUGAGAAGAUCACCGUCUACCGACCCACGCAGCUCAUCCCACCGGCCUCGUCCCUUUACCACCUCAACUUCCAGAACAACUACUUAAUCAUACUUUACCCAAACUCAUUCCUGAACUUCACCCACGCUGUGUCACUGCAGCUGGGGAACAAUAAACUGCAGAACAUUGAAGGUGGAGCAUUCCUGGGGAUGAGUGCAUUGAAACAGCUGCACCUGAACAAUAAUGAGUUAAAAGUGCUACGAGCGGACACUUUCCAAGGGAUAGAAAACUUGGAAUACCUUCAGGCUGACUACAACUUGAUAAAAUAUAUUGAAAAGGGAGCAUUUAACAAACUGCAUAAGCUAAAAGUGCUGAUCCUGAAUGAUAAUCUUAUACAGGCACUUCCUGACAACAUAUUUCGCUUUGCCUCACUCACCCACCUGGAUAUAAGGGGGAACAGGAUCCAGAAGCUUCCCUAUUUGGGUGUUCUGGAGCAUAUAGGGCGCAUUGUAGAGCUGCAGCUGGACGACAACCCUUGGAACUGUACCUGUGAUUUAGCACCUCUCAAAGCGUGGCUUGAAAACAUGCCCUAUAAUAUUUUCAUUGGUGAGGCCAUAUGUGAAACACCAAGUGAUUUGUAUGGGAGGCUCCUGAAAGAAACCAACAAACAGGAGCUUUGUCCCAUGGGAACAGGAAGUGACUUUGAUGUAAGGAUGCCACCUGCACCGCCAGAAAAUGGCCCCUCCAAAAUGUCCCCGACCACCGUGGCUCCCAUGGCCACAAAAUCGCCAAAAACCACAGACUCAUCAAAGAUAUACGGUAAUGGUAUUGUGGCUGGUCUGCCCCCCUUUGGAAGAAAUAGUCAGAUAGUUUCCUUUCAGACACGGACCCCUCCAUUGUUGUGCCCACAGCCCUGCAGUUGUAAAGCCCACCCAUCUGACUUUGGCAUUAGUGUCAGCUGCCAGGAGAGGAGUAUUAAAAGUCUAGCUGAUCUAAGUCCCAAACCCCCAAACGCCAAGAAACUUCACCUGAGUGGGAAUUACAUCCGUGACAUAAGUCCAACAGAUUUCCAAGGGUUUGAGGGCUUAGAUUUGUUACACCUUGGCAGUAAUCAAAUUGUCACAGUCCAGAAAGGUGUGUUUGCUAACCUCACCAACCUGAGGAGACUGUAUUUGAAUGGAAACCAGCUUGAACAGUUACACCCAGAGAUGUUUUUGGGCCUCACAAACCUACAAUACCUAUAUUUGGAAUACAAUGCCAUAAAAGAAAUCUUAGCUGGCACAUUUGACUCCAUGCCGAACCUACAACUCCUGUAUCUCAACAAUAAUGUGCUGCGGAGUCUUCCCGCUUACGUGUUUGCGGGUGUAUCUUUAGCCAGACUGAAUCUAAAAAACAAUCACUUUAUGACCCUACCAGUGAGCGGUGUCUUGGACCAGCUGCAGUCAUUGACCCAAAUAGACCUGGAAGGAAACCCAUGGGAGUGUUCCUGUGAUCUGGUCGCCCUCAAACUCUGGCUAGAGAAGCUAAGUGAUGGAGUGGCUGCCAAAGAGGUGAAGUGUUCCUCCCCUGUGCAGUUCUCCAACAAUGAGCUGCGCCUCUUGAAAAAUGAGAUACUAUGUCCUAAGCUCAUUGCAAGGCCGCCCUUUAUUCAAACUAGCGCCACCCCUGUUUUGACCUCUGUGUCGCCUGCUGGAGUUGGCAAAGCACCACCGGGAGGACCUGUGCCUCUCUCGAUUAUGAUCCUUAGCAUCCUUGUAGUGCUUAUUCUGACUGUGUUUGUGGCCUUCUGCCUUUUGGUCUUUGUCUUGAGGCGCAACAAAAAACCAGUGGGUAGGCAGGAGGGGCUAGGGAAUCAGGAGUGUGGCUCUAUGUCAUUGCAGCUCCGCAGACACAACCAUAAAUCUGGCAAGAAAGGUUCUAUCCCAGGAGACGACUUGGGAGGCGAGACAUUCAUCCCCCAGACCAUUGAGCACAUUGGCAAGAGCCACACCUGCGGAAUCGGACGCUCCUCAGACAUGGAUGCUGGGUUCAAGUUUGCAGAUUCACAGAGGCAGAAGAUCAUCUUCCGGAACACCAGUGAUAAGGAUAAAGAUGCUCUCUCCACCCUGGAGCGCAACAAACGCCUCAGCACCAUAGAUGAACUGGAGGAGUUCCUUCCCAACCGAGAGCCCAGCAUGUUCAUUCAGAACUUCUUGGACAGCAAAAGAGAUUUCAACAGCAUAGGUAUGGGUGGGUACGAAAUCCGCUACCCGGAGAAAACGCUGGAUAAAAAGAUGAAGAAGUCGUCACUGAUAGGCGGGAACCACAGUAAGAUCGUGGUGGAGCAGAGAAAAAGUGAGUAUUACGAGCUGAAAGCCAAGCUCCAAGGAACGCCUGAUUACCUGCAGGUGCUCGAGGAGCAGACUGCAUUGAGUAAAAUGUAGGGAAUCCUGUGUUUGGUUUAGUGCAUUGAUUACACAUACACAAGGAAUCAGACACAUAUACAGGCAGACAGACAGACAGCCAAACACACCUGCCUUUCUGUGGUUCUGUUUUCCCCUCAAGUCGCACACACACACACACACACGGACAAACACGGACACACACACACGGACAAACACGGACACACACACACACACACACACACACACACACACAGCAAAAAGUGCCUUCUGGAAAUCCUUAAUGACCAAUGCAGAGAUGGACAAAAUGGCUUCACACUACAAAGCUAUUACUAGAAUCAGCGUGGAUGAUUUCCACAGUAAAAGACCUUUUGGAUUAUCCAUGCCACUACAUGUAUGAAUCCCACAUACAUACCACAGGACACCAUAAAAAGCAACCAGACAGUCACAGUAAUUUCAGCUGCUAUUGAAAUGGAUACUUACCUUGUUAUUUUUUUGUUGUUCUUGUUCAUCUUUUUCUCCUCCUUUUGUUUUUUCAACCAAAUCAAAGGGUCUUGAAAACAGUGCUUGAGAAUAUACCUCGCCGUCUUCAACCCUCAUUUAAAAGAGAGGGAGAAAAAAAGGAGGCAGCAAUGGCUGUUGUUCUUUUGCUCUGGAAAGUAUCCAAAAUCACUACUUCUGGGAUGAGAUUAACAGAAUCAAUGACUCAGUGGAUGCUACUUUGCUUCUUCUUCCUUUUUUUUUUAAUUUGCGAGGAUAUGUGUUUGUUCUUGGGGGUGCUCUCUGGAGUCGGCUGCAGACUCUCUGCCAUCUUGUCUGGAUUACACACCAGUAGCAGUACACCUGCUCUUUGCCGGAAGGCUAAACGGUUCCUGUUUACCAUUCAUGGGAAAUAGAGGAACUGCAAAACUCUUUUGGGGAAUGAUUUUGUGACUAGUUUUCUUUGUGUAAAGAGCCAUGUUAAAUAUAGUGUCUUCUGAAUGGAGUUGUGUUCCUCUUCAAAAUUGCUACUUAACAGUAACUGUAUGUUUUGGGUGAAAUCUAACGGCACAUACACUGUCAGAGGACGUUGUUUCAGAAAAAUGAAAAACCCAAGGAUAAAAAAAAAGAAUUACAAAGCUGCUUGCCAUGUAAGCGUAACCUGGAAUUUAUUUUGUAAGUCUUACAUUAUUUGUAUCUGUGGGACUGGUUUGUAAAUUACAAGGAAAGAUAAACAUCUACACACACACAGACACACACACACACACACAUGCUGUAUGAUGGAGCAUCAUCAUCAAGAGACUUCAAGCCAGAAUUGUCAAACAAACCGCUAAUGUAAUUCAAUCAGUGAUCCGCCUCCCCUUGUCAGCACUCAAUUCGUAGUAAAAAAAAUUUAACAACAUAGUUAAUUUAUUUUUCUAUGCAGGAUUAUUUAAAGAGUUAUUGGUAUUAUUUCAAAAGAAUAAUACACAAAGAGUGGAAAGGACUUGAUAGAACGAUGCAUCAGAGCUGAUUCAGGCCACCAGAAGUGACUGUUGAGUUGAUUCAAGGGUUUUUGUUUCUCUCAAUUCACUGAAGAACUUGACCCAGUGGACGAGGGUUGUGACAUGUGAUCUGUGAUGUUUCCUUUUCUAUUGUGCCGCACUACAAACCGAGGCCUGGUAGAGUCUGUGACGUUUCAAGCAGUUUCCUUAUUCUUAUAUCUCCCACGAUAUCUUGUUAAAGGUUUCUCAUUAACAUUAUGCAACCAAAAUAAAUGUGCAUUAAACUUGAUAUGGUUCUGGGGAUUGCUGGGACGGGAAUGGGUUGCAGUCAGAGGACAGGGAAGGCCACGAAUUGAGGCUCUAAAUUGUCUGAUUUGGAAAGAAUCAUAUCAUAAAACACCAUGUGCAAUAUUAGUAAAAAUGCUCAGUCAUGAUGGCUUCAAAUAAUUUUGUUUAAUUUAUUUAGUUUGAGGUUAUAUUGUCAAGACAGGUUCUAUUUCGAAAUUCUUUUAUCAACUUAACUCUAUCCGGUCCUUAUUUAAAAGUAUUGUUAAGUUAAAAUUAUGAGUGUUUAUUGACAUUACAAAUGAAUAGAAUGUAUCUUGGAAAGUAUAAUAAAUACAGUUUUCUAUCAGUCAUAAAUCUCCUGUAUAUUGGUUAAUUUUCUCUUGUAUAAUCAUGUUGAAAUCAAGGUAUUAA